This is a messenger RNA of Salvia hispanica, 642 nucleotides long. Its product is annotated as B3 domain-containing protein At3g25182-like. The record is from RefSeq and is a predicted model, not a curated record. Gene Ontology annotation, molecular function: DNA binding. Lineage: Eukaryota; Viridiplantae; Streptophyta; Magnoliopsida; Lamiales; Lamiaceae.
AUGGUUCUAACAGACAUAACCCGAGCCGAUUUUCAACCCGACGAGCUCGACCCGACGGCAGAUCCUUUCGCCAUGCUACUCGCCAUGGUGGGACGAGAAUCGGAGAGAAUCGCCGCCGCGGAGAUCUCCGAAGAAUCCCUUCGCGGCGGCUCCUCCAGAAGAAAAACCCUCAGCCAGACUCUCCCUCCGGCUGAGGGUUUAACCAACAUGAUCCAAAAUCUCUCUCUCCGGCGCGGCAUUGCGCCGCCGCCGCCGCCGAGACUGGUGAUACAGAAGCUGUUGUUCGCCACCGACUUGAGCCCCCAGCACAACCGGCUCUCGAUACCGAUCUCCCAAAUCAACGACAAUUUCCUCAUGGAGGCGGAGAAGCAUCGCCUCCGCGGCGAGAACAAGCGGUCGAACUACCUGGAGGUUAAGAUCAUGGCGUCGGAGACUUCGUGGGAAACGGUGAAGCUCUCCCGGUGGGAUAUGCGGAAGGGGAGAGGCCGGAAAACGUCGUCGAUUUAUGUCAUUAAUGGUAAGUGGAAUGCUUUUGUGAAAAAGAAUAAUCUCACUGUGGGGAUGGUUGUGCAGUUGUGGUUUUUCCGGCUUCGGGAGGAGCUGUGCUUCGCGGUCGUGCAGCUGCCCGAUUCGCCCGCCUGA